Dama dama (fallow deer) is the source of this 8352-nucleotide messenger RNA. It is a transcript of the gene SELENOI, whose product is annotated as selenoprotein I. The record is from RefSeq and is a predicted model, not a curated record. The transcript is spliced from 10 exons. Lineage: Eukaryota; Metazoa; Chordata; Mammalia; Artiodactyla; Cervidae. Gene Ontology annotation, molecular function: ethanolaminephosphotransferase activity. Gene Ontology annotation, biological process: phosphatidylethanolamine biosynthetic process. Gene Ontology annotation, cellular component: Golgi apparatus; endoplasmic reticulum membrane.
CUCUUCUAGCUUUUCUGCCAGUCCGGGUCCUCCCAGUGCAGCUCAGCCGGUGUAGUGCUCCUGUUUCCCUGUCUGGUCGUGGAGAGUCGCUGCCGACUGGGCGCUCGUGUUCGGGUCGUCAUGGCAAGUUACGAAUACGUGAGCCCGGAGCAGCUGGCUGGCUUUGAUAAGUACAAGUACAGUGCUGUGGAUACCAACCCACUCUCUCUGUAUGUCAUGCACCCAUUUUGGAACACUGUAGUAAAGGUAUUUCCUACUUGGCUGGCUCCAAAUCUGAUAACCUUCUCUGGCUUUCUGCUGGUUGUGUUCAAUUUUCUACUUAUGGCAUACUUUGAUCCUGACUUUUAUGCUUCAGCACCAGGUCACAAGCAUGUACCCGACUGGGUCUGGAUUGUAGUGGGCAUCCUCAAUUUCAUGGCCUACACUCUAGAUGGUGUGGACGGAAAGCAAGCCCGUAGAACCAAUUCCAGCACCCCGCUUGGGGAGCUUUUUGACCAUGGCCUGGAUAGUUGGUCAUGUGUUUACUUUGUUGUCACCGUAUAUUCCAUUUUUGGACGAGGAUCAUCUGGUGUCAGUGUUUUUGUUCUUUAUCUCCUGCUAUGGGUAGUUUUGUUUUCUUUCAUCCUAUCUCACUGGGAAAAGUAUAACACAGGGAUUCUUUUCCUGCCAUGGGGAUAUGACAUUAGCCAGGUGACUAUUUCUUUUGUCUACAUAGUGACUGCAGUUGUGGGAGUUGAGGCCUGGUAUGAACCUUUCCUGUUUAAUUUCUUAUAUAGAGACCUAUUCACUGCAAUGAUCAUUGGUUGUGCACUGUGCGUGACUCUUCCAAUGAGUUUGUUAAAUUUUUUCAGAAGCUAUAAAAAUAACACGUUGAAAUACAAUUCAGUCUAUGAAGCUGUGGUUCCCUUCUUUUCUCCAUGUUUGCUAUUCAUUUUGUCUACAGCAUGGAUCCUCCUGUCACCUUCAGAUAUUUUAGAGUUACACCCUAGAGUGUUCUACUUAAUGGUUGGAACAGCCUUUGCCAACAGCACAUGUCAGCUGAUUGUUUGUCAAAUGAGCAGUACCCGGUGCCCAACUUUGAAUUGGUUGCUGCUUCCUCUUUUUGUGAUUGUCAUGGUGGUGAAUGUAGGAGUAACCCCUUACGUUGAGAGAAUUCUCCUGUUUACAUUAACGGCUGCUUUCACUUUGGCCCACGUCCAUUAUGGAGUACAAGUGGUAAAGCAGCUGAGCAACCAUUUUCACAUUUACCCCUUCUCAUUGAGAAAACCAAAUUCAGAUUGACUAGGAGUGGAAGAAAAGAAUAUUGGCGUGUAAUCUACAGAAAGAAGUACUGUAAAUAAGAUGCUUGUAAAUAUUCAUCCAUCACCGUUGAACUAAACUGAUCUGCUUAACAGACAUGGGAACUCAGUGUGUAUGUGGUACUUGAACAGCAGGAAUGAUACAUAUCUGAACUUGUGGAAUAUUGGACCUAUUGACUCCCAGCUUACUUUUUUAUAAAACCAUGUGUUGUUUUGGUUAAACGUAAUAGCCCAGCAAAAUGUUCCUUGUUGUUUAGGAGUCCAUAAUGUUUUGGUUCAUACAGAGUUAAAGAUGCUUGGAUUUUAUUUUUCAAACCCUCAUAUUUGUUUAGGAACACUGAUAACGUUCAGAGGACCCAAUAUGUUUUCAUAUUUGGUACUUAGUAGUAAGUCUUUUGGAGAAGGAAAUGACAACCCACUCCAGUAUUCUUGCCUGGAGAAUCCCAGGGACGGGGAGCCUGGUGGACUGUCGUCUAUGGGGUCGCACAGGGUCAGACACGACUGAAGCGACUUAGCAGCAGUUAGCAGUAGCAGUAAGUCUUUAGCUGUGGAAGCUAUCAGUAUCCCAAAUCUAAUGUAGGGAAAAGAUAAGAGCAAGUCACUUUCAGCAAGAAUGCCAAAUGAUUAGAGAACAGUAUACAGUUGCCAAAUACUGGUUUCACUUUCUCAUGAAAAUGCCUUUUGUCCUCAUGUGCUAAGAGAGCCAAUAUAUAUAUAUUUAUAUAUAUAUAUAUAUUUAAAUUCUCUAGUAUUCUGGCUCUCUUUGUUAUGGAACAGAUAUUAAUAAGUGGUUUAAUUUUAUUUUAAAGAAAAAUAUUUUAUUGAGACUUAAUAGAGAAUGGAUUGUAAUUAUGGCUCACUCAUUGGCAUGGUUCAGUGUUUAAACGUGGCAUUUUUUCCCCUCAGCUACAAGUUGCUGAGAUUUGGUGCCUAUGAACUAUGAUCAUAUGAAUGCAUGUGAUAGUCCCAUUCUUAGAAUAAUUACUUGUGAGGAACAUAGAUUAACUUCCUUAUAAGAAAAAAAGUUUCUUAGGGGUUAGGAAUCUCAUGAACCUCACUAUGAAAUUACUACUGUCAACGUUGCUACGAAACUAGAUUUCUGAUUUAAUUUGUCCUUCCUAUCUCCCUUUAUCUCUUUCUGUGGCGGAAACAGUGCUGUGUUUUUUAUUUCAUACAAGAUAAAGACAUAGAGAGAACGUCUCUUUUUCCCAACUUGCUCACUUCUCCACCUGAAGAAAAGUUUUGACAUAUAUGCCUUACUGAGUAUUUACACUCUUUAAUAUGACUUGGAAUAAUUUUUGAGAUUUACUGACAAACAUAAAAAUCUCUUUUGACUUUCAUAUGAUUGUUUUAUGAUCACAGCUUUUCAUGAAUGUGGAUAUUCUAUUUCUUUCUGAUUUUGUCUCCUUAAUUUAAUUUGGUGGUGGUGAAAUUUACUGGCUGAUUUUCUUUUAUUUUCCACUGAAUGAAGUUUGUGCUUGAAUGAAGAGUGUAUCUUAAACCCUUUUUUUUGGACGGAUUGCACUUGGAUAAAAUAGGCACCACUGUGUUGAUAAUGUAAUUAAAACCAUAAUCAUUAUUUAUCUAUAAAUGUGCCCAUCAUUAAAUUUAAUUAUAGUGUAUUCUUUUGUUGGAUUUUAGUCUGCCACUUUGUAAAAAUAACCAUGUAAUUAUUAUUUCAGUUUUUAAAAAAUUUGUGAAUUGUAAUCAUUGUUAACAAGUUAUUAGAAAUGAAGCAUCACGGAGCUAACUGUACUCAGUUUUUAAAAAAUUGUAAAGUUUGAGGUAUAUUCUGUGAAUUUCUCUGAGACAAAAAUGAACACUGAAAAUAGUUGGGAAAUUAACACAGGAAAAUAUGGAUAGUGAUUCCAUGUUUAUUUAAAUUGCCAUCAUGGAGGUCAGAGAAUGAGCUAAUUAAGUAAAAGUAACUCUUAUCUUUUGUAUACCUUGUUCUGUGUCAUCUGUAAAAUCGAGCUGGAUAAAGUGUUAAUUUGGGUCAGGAACAAACCUUUGCUUUAAGAUUUUAAGCUAAUCAUUUUAUUGUUUUGUUGACUUUGUAUACAAAAUGAGAUUCAUCUGUAUUAUGUAAGAGCUGAAAAAUAUUUAUAAAAUGGCAAAUUUGGACUACAGGCUUUCGUCACUUUGUACAGUAUAGUAAAAAAAAAAAAAAGCCCUUUAUUUCUGUCAUAGGGUCAUGUCCUGUAAUUUUGGGUCUCUUUUACCUCAAAGUGUGUUUCUGCUCUUUUUCUGUUGCAUCAGGUUUAUUUGAAAAUUGUUUUGUGCCUAUAUACUUGAUAACAUAUUUCCCUGUAGCGGUUAAGAAUUAUGCUGUAGUCAGUUUCAUUGGCAUCAUGAGGUGAAAGAAAGAUGGAUGUCAGGAAGAUAAAAGAUGAAAAGUGAGUAACCAAAAAAAAAAAAGAAAAGUGAGUAACUGUUUCAGAAUACUGUAGACUUGCGAGUCUUUAGUGUACUGUUGACUCCUUUUUUUGGUUUAGUCUGCUGUCUUGAAGUGUAUCAAGAAAGCCCCUAUUUGUCAUGUAUGGUAUAGCAACUGAAGCAGGACUUUGUUACAAAGAGCUCUGUGAACUGACAUCAUCACCAAUGAUCAUAACCUUUCCAAAGUAUAAAAGGUAUUUCAGGCUUAUGCAUGAUUUUUUGGGGUGCAUUCACACCCCACCCUUUCUCCUAGCAUAUGCUGAGCUGCCUUUUGGGGAGCAAGUGGCAUAAUUGGUCGUACAUGUAUGUUUUCUGUCCAUUUCAGAACAGAGUGCCUUAGCCAGGCCAGAGGUUUGCUUUCUUUUCUUCUGACCAAAGUUACCUAGACCUGUAGGAAGUUUUCUUUUCAGGUUAUGGUAUGAAAAAUGUCCUUUCAUGCUUGUCAGAAAAUUCCCCUGUGUUUGAAGGGGGGCAUAGGAUAGAAAAAUCUAAAAAAAUCUAAAAAAUCUAAAAAAUAUCUGAGUAUAUUCAUGCUCCCUUUUAUGAUCCUUUAAUAGCAUUCAUGGUCUUAGUGUAAUCUACAUGCAGUUUAAAAUUGCCACAAUUUAACCAACAUUUCUCCCUUAAUGUGUAACAGAUGUAGUUCAUGGGUUUUAGUCUUAAGGGUAAUAGAGUGAAUAACUUCCAAAUCAAGAAGUAAAAUAGUCUUCCCUGGCAUUUUAAUAAUAUGGUUAAAUUACUUUUACUUGUAAUUUUAAAAAGAAGAUUUGAUGCUGAUUAUGGCCUAGAAUGUUACAGUACUAUUACCAACAUGUUAUCUAUUUUAAUAUAGAGCUCUUGGGAAGAGGAGUGCAUGUCUAGGGCUGCCCCAAUUCUAAAUAAUUCCUGAAAGAAUACUGAUCAUGACCUGGAUCCUGGGCACUGGGGGAGCAUGCAAAGGAGAAAGCAAGCAUAGAUGGUGUCCACUUGAAGGGGAAGAAGAGAUCACUUCAGUGCGCAAUGAUGCUACUGCAGUGCACAGUUCAAAACUGUCACAAUGUAAAUCGUCUUUUCUCCGUUAAUUUGAAGUUCAGAUGUGAAUUUAAAAGUUUCCUAAGUGUUAAGUUUUCAGAGAAUUAAUUUAUGUUGUAGUCAGUCCAAAAGCAUUUGGAGCGUAUCUUGCUUUCCCUGAUAGCUCAAUUAGUAAAGAAUCUGCCUACAAUGCAGGAGACCCCAGUUCGAUCCCUGGGUUGGGAAGCCCCUGGAGAAGGGAAAGGCUACCCACUCCAAUAUUCUGGCCUGAAGAAUUCCAUGGACACAGUCCAUGGGGUAACAAAGUCGGACACGACUGAGCGUUUUUCACUUUCACUUUUCACUUUGCUUUCCAAAGCAGGCUUUGAUUCUGUACUCUAUGGAGAAUGAAAAAGUAAUCUGAAAGUGUUUGAAUCAAAGACUACUUCUCCCCUUAAUAUUUGAACAGGAAACCUGUUUGUAACUCUUCCUCUUCAUUCUUCCCUUGGGUUUCCCUUUAACCAGCCACCACGUGGGACAGAGACUCCGCUUGCUUUGUCGCCCCCUGUGCUGCUGCUGCUGCUAAGUCACUUCAGUCGUGUCCGACACUGUGCGACCCCAUAGACGGCAGCCCACCAGGCUCCCAUCCCUGGGAUUCUCCAGGCAAGAACACUGGAGUGGGUUGCCAUUUCCUUCUCCAGUUGCCCCCUAUACCCUGCCACAUUCAGAUCUCCUUGAUAGCCUUAGAUCUCUCGCCUAGGCAAGGAGUGGGAACGUACCAGAGAGAACAAAGUAAAUCUGAAGGACUAGAUCUUUUGACUUUGGGUCCCCCAAUAAGCCAAAAACAGAUACAGAAAUCUUUGCUUGUGCUGAUUCUUGUGUUCAGAGUGGCCUUUAUCUUGACUUCAGUUCUGGACUUGCUGGAGCACGCUAUAGGAAAUUUGUGAAAUCAGAUUGGAAUUUUCUUGGUUCCAUGAGGUGUCCUUGUAAGGCCGCGUGCUGAUUCUUGAACACCCUGUGGGUGAAUAACCUUCAGUGAGCUGCCAGUACUAGAAGCUUCCAGGGAGAUUUUUUAGUAUGCUGCAUUUGAAGCACUUUGACAUAUACCUUUUAAGUGACAGUUUUAACAGUAAAAUGGUGUUAAAUUAAUCACUGUGAAACUUGAAAGUAUGAUGUCCUGUACAUUUUAGGAAGCUUGAGUAAUUUUCAGAUUUUCCUUUAUUAUGUAACCCAGGUGAUUCGUGUGUUUUUCUUUUCAUGUUUGUCAGUGGUACAGAUAUCUGACAUGUUGGCAGACAGUUGCUUUAGGAUAUAUAUGGUAAAUCAUGGUUGUCUAGCUUUUCCAGAGAAAGUGGCAGUGUGUUUACUUUUUCCUUUGUGUGGAGCCAUGGGAAUUGGACUUACUGGCUAAUUCAUUUCCAUUGUUUCUGUGGUGCACAAUAAACAGCCUUUUAAAGCUGCAUGCUAGUAAUGCUUUCCUUUUUAAUAAAAAUGCGAGAGACAGUAAUCUAGCUGAUUGUUUUUAAGCAGACUUGCUUUUUUUUUCAGACAUAUCUUAAAUGAACUAAUAUUUUGGGUAGCAUAAGAAGUUUUGGCAUUUGCAGCCUUUUUCACAGGUGGCCUGAGUGAGUGGGUUAUAUUGCAUUUGGAGAGAAAGGCCAGAUUCCCAGAAUUAGAAAAUGGCACAUGGACUGAUUUUAGAAUAUUUUAACAAGGGCUUGUCUUAGGGAGAGUCCGUUUGGACACAGAAAUACUGUCUGGUCUCCUAGUAUUGUCUUACUCUUCAUAGAAUGAUUCUUAGAAAACCAGAUUCAAUCAGAGCAGUGUUAUUUUGAAAGCAUAUCAAUUGGAUCAUGGAGUACCUAAUGCUAUGUUGUAACCAGAGACACUUUUGGAGACCCAUGGAGUGGCUAAAUGCUGUGGAUGCCUUGUGACUCUUAGGCUAAAGUCUUCUCUUAAGCAAUUUCUAUGGAUAAUAGAAUUGGAAUUGAUUUUAGUUUUUAUUGAAACACACAUGGAGUAAAUUCUUGACUAGAAGCAUGUUCAGUACUUAAUGUUACUAAUCAGAUUAUAGGAGGGGCCUGUUUUAAUUUUAUGAGGUCCAUGAAUGCUGCAUUAUGAAUCCGUUUGAAUUACUGGUAUCAUUCUGUAUCAGACUUAGUUUAGUAAGUACUAAUUAAGAUUGCCCACAAUAUGAACAUUUUUGGGUAGGUUAUUUUGUUUACAUAACUUAUCCCAUUAGAGCAGCUAUUCAGGAGACAAAGACCCAGCUACAGGUAAUCAUUUGCUUUUUCUGGAAUGCGCCAAAAAAGCAGAAUUUAGUAUUAAACUCCAAAUUUCAGGGUUUUUUUUUUUUUUUUUUAAGUAUUAUUUCCUCUGGGUAAAGUGGAAGGUGGUGAACAGUUGCUGAGGUGUAAACUCCUUUCGACCUGCAUUCUCCCUUUCCCCUCCCAUCUAACAGAAUAGAUUAAAUUUGUAACCAAUGGUAGGAAAAGAAAUCGACACUUUGCUGAGUAAGGUUUCAUGCCCUGUGACUAAGAAUAGGUGACGGGAAUCAUGGCCAAAUCAAUUAUUGAUUUGUUUAGCCUGGUCCUGUUGCAGUUUGCUUUCUGUAGUAUUCUGAAACAGAAGGAUGAUUUCCAUCCCCUCAGGUACCUAGAAACAAUACCACUUUAGUAACUGGAAUGUGUCUGCUACAAGUGGAAUAUGUGAGAGAAGAAGGUGAAAGGAACACAAAGUUAUUUUCCCUUUCAAGUAGUUUAAUUGAACAUGUUUGUAAUUGGUCUGCCUGGGACUUGCCCGUGUUCGUAGCAAAUAACAUAACAUUUAUUUUAUCUGGUUAUGUGUGGUGUGUGUAUGCCUACAUAUUUAAUAUGUACACAUAUUCUCUGUGCAUAUAUAUGUAUGAUGUAUUCGUAUGUACGCGCAGUCUACUCUUGAUUAUCAGCAAGAUGAUAAGCCCUCACCAGACUCUUUCUUCAUGUUCACUUAAUCUGCAUGUACCCUGUAACUCUGAGAAGCCUGUUCCGUAUCUGCAUCUUCAGGCUUUCCUACUUGCCGUUCAUCUUAGUCCCCAAGAAAGGCCUUGACAUAUGUCACUUUCCACUUCCCUUUCACCAGGGAUUGUGUGAGUCAGAAAACUUGUGAGAAGAUGGUUGCUUCCACCAGAGUUGAGGCUUCCAGGGUUUGAAUGAUGGUGGGCCCAUUCCUGGCCAGAAGGCGGUGCCUGGAGCAGUUGCGUUCUUGGGCUUGAUGGGGGGAAAACUCUAGCUCUUGUGGGAAAUGGGAUGUCACAACUUGGUUAAAUUCCUUAGCUGGAAUGUUGUGAGGUCUUAAGUAAUUUGAUGUGCAAACAGGGUACAGGUGUGCAUUUCACCAUUCGCUUUGUGUCAUCGGUAUUCCUGGUCCCCAUUGCUCGCCCAGAUAAUCAAGACCUGACUGUUUCUUGCCACUGGAUUCUGGAAGCCUUGCGCUCUCAACUGAAUUUAUGUUUUAUUUCUGCUGCUGUGAAACCCAAAAGUAAUGCAGUAGGUUUUAAUUUAAAAUUGUUUUAACUCUAUUAUUGAUAAAUAUUUAUUGUAAUAAAAGUAAAGAGUAAAUGGUUUUUAAAUCUUUUUAAUUAUUUUCA